CUUUCUCGGACAUAAACGGUGCUACUGUCCAUGCUUAAAGGGUCCAACUUUUCUAUUUACCUGCGAGGAGGAACUUAAACUCAGGUUUAAGCCAAACCUGACCUGCAAAAACUCAAGCUUUCUGAGACUGAGCUGCAACAUUAACUUGCCGAUAAGUUCCCAGAGAGACGAAGCUGCGUGUGUCAAAUGGCGUCCACGAAUGAUCCGUUUCAGUUUCAAGAAUUUGAAGAAGCUGGCAAUCUGUUAGAAGCCAACAAAGAUGCAGUCACCAUAAGCAUCGAAGAUGAUUUCAAACCUGAGAAGCAGAGGAAAGCUGCUGGUUUCGCUCCCGACGGGGAAGACGAGGAUCCACUUGCCGGUGAUGACAAGACAGAGCUUCUCUCCGGGCAAAAGAAAAGUGUCCCUUUCUGGACGUUUGAGUACUACCAGAAAUUCUUUGACAUCGAGACACAUCACGUGAAGGAAAGAAUCAUUGGAUCAAUGGUGCCAUGGCCUGGAAAGAACUUCAUUCAUGUCUACCUACGAAGAAACCCUGAUCUUUAUGGACCAUUCUGGAUUUGCACCACUCUCGUGUUUGCCAUUGCCAUCAGUGGAAACAUAUCCAACUUUUUGGUGCACUUAGGCAAACCAAACUAUAAGUACACCCCAGAGUUUCGAAAAGUGACCAUAGCUGCGACAGCGAUCUUCAGCUACGCUUGGUUUGUGCCUCUUGCCCUCUGGGGUUUCCUGCUAUGGAGAAACAACAAGGUCAUGAACUUAGUGUCAUAUUCCUUUAUGGAGAUCGUCUGUGUUUAUGGAUACUCCCUCUCCAUUUACAUUCCAGCGGUGUUCCUAUGGAUCCUUCCAUAUGAAUGGCUGAGGUGGUGCUCCAUCGUGCUGGCUCUCUGCCUCUCCGGCACGGUUCUGGUGAUGACUUUCUGGCCCGCGGUACGCGACGAUCACCCUAAAGUCAUCGUAGCGAUCAUGUCGGCCAUCGUUGUGCUCAACGUUCUGCUCGCUGUUGGUUGUAAGGCCUAUUUUUUUAGCAAACCAGAACCAGCACUACCAGUUGAAAACUCUGCUAUAACAGCGGCGAUCAAGGCGACCGCAUCGACAUGAAAGCCUUUCAUUGUCUGAAGGUUCUCCUGUUGCCUUAAUAGAGAGAAUCGGGUUGCUGUGUUGAUGAAGUCAUGGGUCGUCUGGAUUUCACCUGCACCUUGGACAUUCUGGCAGAAGACCUUAAAAACCCAGUGUGUGUACAGGGGUGGUUCAACUGCACGACCUCUGGAAAUGAACACUGGUACCAAGUAUGUUAUUUCUAAUGGGAUGGGUUCUAAACUUCCUAAAAGAUAAAUGGGGUAUGGUGUUACACAGCACAUAAGAUCUCUUUUAAUACACUAUUUUUUUGCUUUAUAGUUCUUCUUUUGCAAUAUUUAGGUAAUCAGUCUGUGCAGUAAUGUUGUUGGCAUCGAAGGCAUUUUGUAUAUGCACUUUUUAUAUUCCCGUUAACAGGAACUGAGUAGUAUACUUUGUGUAUAGGAUUCUCCGUGUAAAGAGCACAACAAUUAUAGGUGUUGGUGAGAUAUUCAAGGGGUUGGACUUAUUACGUACAAACAGAGUUGUUGUAUUUUCCUCCAACUGAUAAUUACCGUAAGUGCCCUCAACCAAUGCCAAAGACCAAUUCUAAAUAUUCCAAGAGAUUUACAACUUGUGGAACUACUUUUUUUAAUAUAAUUUGUUUGUAUUGUGACAAUGCAUUUGAUUAAAAUGUCUGAAUAUGUCCAUACUCGAUGAAUGUUUUAUGAGGAAGAUAAAAUAAAACAUGGGCUUUGUGGGACCCAACUUUUAUGAAUGAAACCAUAAUUGUUAUGACAAUGAUUUAAUAUGCAGUCAACUGAGAUUAUUUGCAAACUGUCUUUGCACAUGUUAAAGAAAGAAGAUGGACCGGAAGUGAUGAAACCGCUCGCCUACCUUUUGUUAGGUAACAAAAUCCACCUACCAGCACCUUUUUAAGUCCGUUAUAUCUUUGUUUGUUCGGAAACCAAUGUGGGCUAUUUCUGUGCCGGGGGCAGUGACUUCUUCUCGAAUCUCAAGGAUGCCUGGUCACCGGACAAGCUCAAACAGAUUAGACAAAUGAGAUGCGGUGUGUUAAUUAGCCAGGUUUAGAGGUGUGAGCAGGUGGAUUUUAUUACCUUUUUAACAGAGCCAGGAUAGUUUUUUUUUUUUCCAGUCUUUCUGCUAAGCUAAGCCAACGGGCUGGGAGUGGUGUCCAACAUCUCAUCUAACUCCCAGCAAGAAAACAAAUAAUCCUAUUUCUUUUAAUAACAUAAAAUCUAAAGCCAAUUUCAAAUAUUCCCGCACUAAAUUGUAUCACUGCAGUGUUUGUCCAUGUAGUUUCAGAAUAAUAAGCAUCUGGAUUCAAUGUUUGUCAUCUGUAAAAACUGUCUUUGUUAAUAAAAUGUCCAGUGACGGCAUCAUAAAUGA
This is a messenger RNA of Larimichthys crocea (large yellow croaker), 2463 nucleotides long. RefSeq names its product Yip1 domain family, member 1 (gene yipf1). The transcript is spliced from 10 exons. Gene Ontology annotation, molecular function: small GTPase binding. The record is from RefSeq and is a predicted model, not a curated record. Gene Ontology annotation, cellular component: Golgi apparatus; membrane. Gene Ontology annotation, biological process: vesicle-mediated transport. The coding region runs from base 187 to 1098 and encodes 303 amino acids. NCBI's taxonomy places the organism in Eukaryota, Metazoa, Chordata, Actinopteri, Sciaenidae.